AUGAUGGCUCUUACUGCCACUCUUCCAGCAACUCAUCUGCAAAGUGGCGUUCAAACCACCCCCGAUGGCCAGCAGUGGAUUCCUAUUCCCGAGCCCACCCCCGAGCUCUGGAAGAAUGGAAGGACUUACCACGCUCGACCAGAGCAACCCUUGACGGUGGCAAACCUUCCACACUUGCACGGUGACCGUGAAGCAUUUUCCCUUUCCGUCGACGCAACGGAGCAACUCCUCACCAAUCUUGACAAGCGCCUCUCUUGGAAGGAUGUGGAAGCAUUCUAUCCCAUGAGUGACGUCUGGGCUUUCCGCCGCGUAAAGCGACCUCGCAGGUGAGCGCGCGGAGUUGACAAUCGUACCUCGGAUCCUAGCUGACGUCGACUCGCUCUAUUCCAUCUGACAGCGGUACCCACCGUCACGAGUACAUGAUCAAAGGCAGCACAUUCCAGCUUCGUCAGGCGCUCAUCUACGCGCUGGAGCGUAACGAGAUGAUGCGCAGCGCCGCAGUGCCUUGCAACAAAGACGUGCCCACCUAUACUUCCGUCAACCCUUACCCCUUCCCUCGCAUGCACUACGCCGUCCUUCGCGGCCACGCCGAGACAUAUGAGCACCUUAUCGACGAAGUCGAGGUCGACAAUUUGGCAGACGUCACCGACAUCAAACACGGCAACGGUGAAGAUGGUGGCGAUCUUCAAUUCCCAGGCUUCAUGACCGCCUUCACCAUCGUCACCAGUCGUAACUCCAAAGAGCAAGGCAUGUGCGCGCUUCACUACGUCAUGAACCAUGCCGUCUUCGACAUGGCGUCUCUGCACUACUUCUUGCGCGACAUUGAUGAGCGCCUUGGUGGUAUGGAGCAGCCACGCGACACUGCUGCACUCUCUUACGGUCCUUACGCGUACUGGCGCUACGUAUGGCCCUACACCGAUGAAGGAAAGGCCGCCGUCAACUUCCACCGUGAGCGUCUUACCGGCCUUCAACACUCCGCCAAGGCCUGGCCACCCGCACGCACCACAGGUUGGAUGCGUGGCAACGACGAGGGAUGGCUCACCAAGGACAACCAAGAUGGUCAUUCUACCACUAACGAUCGUCGACCACUCGCUCCCACUGGCAAGGAGCAAAAGGGCAAGUCCGGCGACUUCCGAGCUAUUCGAGUUCCACACAUCCUGAAGCUACGCAAGGAGCACGGCAUCGCACCCGCCAAGGCCAUCAAGACUGCCGUCGCGCUUUUCCACGUCAAAGAGACCGGUGCCUACGAAGCCGUCUUCUCUCAAGCCGAAGGCGGCCGCAUGGCCAUCGACGUUGACGGGCUCGACUUCAAGGGCGCUCGCGGCCCCAUGGUCGAAAUGGUCCUCAACCGUGUCGCCAUCCCUUCGCAGAACGAGACGGUGCUUUCGCUCUUCAACCGUGUCCAAACUCAACAGGCGGCUCUGUCGAAGCACUCGCACUACCACCGUGGUCAACUCGUGCAAGAACUCGAGAAGACCGGCGAUGCGCAUCAGUUCGAGUCUUGCGCACCUCGUUUCCACUACAACUGGGCGCCGAGAAUGCCACCCACAUCCGAUCGCAUCAAGCUCACCAAAUUCGAGGGUCGCUCGGAUCUCGGCAUGGCUCUCGUCUAUCGCCUCAAGGGUGACGACGAGCUCGUCAUCGAGCAGUCUUGGGACAACGCUCAGCUCAAAGAGGAAGAGGUGGAGCGCACCACGCGCCGCAUUCUUGCUGCCGCAAAGUGGAUAUGCAAUCCCGAAAACUGGAACAAACCUAUCGGUGAAUGCGAUUUCGACGCCCACGACGACGCGUACGUGUAUCAAGGACUUCCUUGA
Molecule: messenger RNA, 1814 nt
Organism: Ceraceosorus bombacis
Lineage: Eukaryota; Fungi; Basidiomycota; Exobasidiomycetes; Ceraceosorales; Ceraceosoraceae
Source: the annotation of a GenBank genome assembly